AUGUGUCACCACGUCAUUCUGCAGUGCUACUUCUUCACAGUGGAGUUCGGGCUUUGUAAACAAGAUGGACAACUGCGUGCUUAUGGUGCGGGACUUCUGUCUUCAAUUGGAGAACUAAAGCACGCACUGUCGGACAAAGCAAUUGUGAAACCCUUUGAUCCAAAGACAACCUGCAUACAGGAAUGCCUCAUCACCACCUUCCAGGAAGCUUAUUUUUUGUCAGAAAGUUUUGAGGAGGCCAAAAACAAAAUGAGAGAAUUUUCCAAGACAGUCAAACGUCCAUAUUCUGUACUCUACAACCCGUAUACCCAAAGUGUUGAAAUCCUCAAGGAUACCAAAAGCAUUGAAAAAGUUGUUCAAGACAUCCAGGUUGCCAAUGAGAUUUCUUCGUAGCAGGAUGUCCGAAGUCAAAACUUGAGAUGUUGAGAGAGUCUAAAGAGGCUGCUGCCUGGCCCACUGCACAUUAGUCUGCUGGUUUCAUUUAUUUAUUAACA
Messenger RNA from Rhincodon typus (whale shark), 494 nucleotides. Its product is annotated as tryptophan 5-hydroxylase 2-like. Lineage: Eukaryota; Metazoa; Chordata; Chondrichthyes; Orectolobiformes; Rhincodontidae. The coding region runs from base 1 to 393 and encodes 130 amino acids. Gene Ontology annotation, molecular function: tryptophan 5-monooxygenase activity; iron ion binding. Gene Ontology annotation, cellular component: neuron projection. The record is from RefSeq and is a predicted model, not a curated record. Gene Ontology annotation, biological process: aromatic amino acid metabolic process. The transcript has 4 exons.